This is a messenger RNA of Trichophyton rubrum CBS 118892, 702 nucleotides long. RefSeq lists its product as uncharacterized. Bases 1 to 702 code for a protein of 233 amino acids. Lineage: Eukaryota; Fungi; Ascomycota; Eurotiomycetes; Onygenales; Arthrodermataceae. The record is from RefSeq and is a predicted model, not a curated record. The transcript has a single exon.
AUGAUUGUCUCGAUAUGCACGUCGCAGUCGAUGCCUUCUGGCUCCAGCAUCGACUCGACAGACCGCAGUCCGCAUGUCUACUCCUCCCGGCCCAAGAUCCUCCAUCAGAACGACGGCGGCCCUGUCGUUGCCCUGCCAGCUCCCUUCCCUGACCAUGACGAGACCCUAAACCCGUUCGCCCUCAAGUGUAUCUUUGCCGGAAUAUUCGAAUGCGAUAAAUCAUUCGAAGACCCCGAGGACUGGAAACUGCACGUCACCGGCCAUCUCAUGUCCCAUCAGCCCCCGAGCAAAGUGAGCUGCAUAGUGUGCAAGCAGGUCUUUUCAAAUCCGCAGAUCCAGUCUGUCCAGCUGCAGCUAGAGAUGCCGAAUCAACAGCAUCAACAACAGCAACAACAGCCCGUGGGAGGAGAGGCAUGGCAGAACAUGCUGGAUCAUAUCCUUGCUGAACAUCCGCGCUGGGGAGCCUGUGGCCAGGUAGAGCCGUGUCCGGACUUUGACCUGAUGCGCCACAUGUACUGCAUGGGUAUCAUAUCAACAGAGCAGUUCAAGCUGCUGCAGCUCACGAGAGAGACGCCGCCGCAUCUCCCGCAGAAUGGCUCCUCUGCAGAGCCGUACUUCAUCCAGACCAGCUCGCGGAGGGAGCGUAGACAGCGACGGCCGCGUCUUUCAAAUGCCGGCUCAAGGUCGAAGAUCCAUCUAUGA